CUCGUCACUCUCGUCCAAUUCGAAAACUCCUACUCCGCCAAGCACGCCAAAGACGGCAAAUCCAUCUUCACCCGCACCAUGGAAACCUCCAUGGUCCCCGAAAAGGAAGCGGACCGAAUCAAUUUGAAGCAGCAGGAGCUUGCGCUAAGGGCGGCGGAGACUAAGAAGUUGUUUAUGAGUGCGGAGAGGCCUGAGAUUAUGAGGUUGAAGGAUUGGGAGCAGUUUAACGCUGGGUCUCCGUUCAAUCUUGCGCCGGGAUCUCAGGCGGAUGUUUCGGGUGUGAAGCCGAGGUUGGAUUGAAUAUAUACCCCUUGAGGAGGUGAAGGUGGAACACGAGGAGUAAUUUUGAGACUGGAGUCCUGAUAGAGCUGGAAAAG
This is a messenger RNA of Saitoella complicata NRRL Y-17804, 377 nucleotides long. RefSeq lists its product as uncharacterized. Lineage: Eukaryota; Fungi; Ascomycota; Saitoellomycetes; Saitoellales; Saitoellaceae. The coding region runs from base 79 to 300 and encodes 73 amino acids. The record is from RefSeq and is a predicted model, not a curated record. The transcript has a single exon. Gene Ontology annotation, cellular component: mitochondrion.